AUGAUGCCCCCCGCAAAGCCGGCUUCCAGCAGCGAAAUUUUGGAGAGCCUGAACUCUUCGCAUAUUCUCACUGAGCCCAGCAAGACACGUUCUCUUCAAGUUGAAGGCCAGAAAGAAGACAGCCAGACUGCGGUCGAGGCAUCGACGGCGUACAGGAAGGACAUACGCUUCUGGGUCAUCGUGUUCGCGCUAUGCAUCACUUCUCUACUCGCUUCCCUAGAGACCACAGUGGUUGUGACCUCAUUGCCGACUAUUGUUGAGCGUUUGAAGUUUGGGAGCAGCUAUGUCUGGGUUGGCAACAUCUUCUUUCUCACCAGUGCGGCUGUCCAGCCUCUCUUUGGGCAGGUUUCCAAUCUUUUCGGCCGCAGAUAUCUCACGCUAUUCAUCGUAGCAAUCUACACUCUUGGCAGCGGAAUCUGCGGUGGCGCUAGUAGCCCGACGAUGCUCAUCGCUGGGCGAGCUGUGCAAGGCAUGGGAAGCGGUGGCAUAAACAUGAUCAUCGACAUCAUCAUCUCCGACCUCGUCCCACUUAGGGAUAGAGGUAAUUAUAUCGCCAUCAUCCUGGCAAUAUACGGGGUCGGCAUGGCAAUCGGACCGUUCGUGGGAGGCAUCAUCGUGCAAACUACUUCAUGGAGAUGGGUGAGCACUCGCCUUCAUGCCAGUAUUUUCCAACCCAAACUGACAGAACAGGUGUUCUACAUCAAUCUCCCAGUUGGCGGCCUCUCACUCGUUCUCCUCUAUCUUUUCCUUCACGUGAAAUGGGAUCGGACCGCCACUUUCAACGGCAAACUUCGCCGAAUCGACUACAUUGGCAACUCGAUCCUCAUCGCAUCUACAGUCUCCGUUCUCAUAGCCCUCACCUGGGGCGGCGAAAUCUACUCUUGGUCCUCUUACCGCGUCAUCAUCCCCCUCGUUCUCGGCCUUGUAGGCCUCGUUGCCUUCUGCAUCUUUGAGGGAUCAGGCAUCGUCCAGGAACCAGUGAUGCCUCUACGCCUCCUCGCGAACCGGACCUCCGCCAUUAUCUACGCGACCACCUUCCUCAAUUCCGCAAUUCUGUACUGGGCAUUCUUCUUCCUCCCGCUAUACUUUCAGGCCGUCAAGCUUUCAACUCCAGCUCGUUCAGGUGUUCAACUACUCCCCGUGACCUUGAUCUCCAUUCCGGGCGCCGCCAUCUCCGCCGUCGUCCUCGCACGAUGGGGCCGCUACAAAGCUCUCCACAUCGCAGGCUUUGCCCUCAUGACACUCGGUCUCGGCAUAUGGGCCGUCUUGGACAGGUACAGCAGCACAGCAGCCUGGGUCCUCGUACAAGUCGUCCCCGCCGUUGGUUCAGGCAUGCUUCUCAACACUCUGCUGCCAGCCUUCCAGGCAGGUCUUACAGAAGCAGAUCAAGCUGCCGCGACGGCAAGCUGGUCAUUCAUCCGCAGUUUUGGGAGUAUCUGGGGCGUCGCUAUCCCCGCGGCCAUCUUCAACACGUAUACAUCGUCAUAUGCCGCGCAGAAGAUAGAUGACCCUGCGGCUCGGGGUAUUUUACAGCAUGGCAAUGCGUAUGCCAGCGCCACUAAAGCCUUUGUCGAGUCCUUCGAUGAGCCGACGAGAAGUCAGAUCAUUGAUGUAUUCACCGAGGCUAUGAGAAAGGUCUUUCUCAUCGCGAUUGCGUUCGGUGGCCUGGCUUUCUUAUUGAGCUUCUUGGAGAGGGAGGUUGAGCUGAGAAAAGAGCUGGAAACUGAGUUUGGUCUCGAGGAAAAGAAGAACGCGGACGGAAAUAAGGAUGCUGUCUAA
Molecule: messenger RNA, 1779 nt
Organism: Colletotrichum abscissum
Lineage: Eukaryota; Fungi; Ascomycota; Sordariomycetes; Glomerellales; Glomerellaceae
Exons: 2
Coding region: 1-1779 (592 amino acids)
Biological process (GO): transmembrane transport
Cellular component (GO): plasma membrane
Molecular function (GO): transmembrane transporter activity
Source: RefSeq, a predicted model, not a curated record